Messenger RNA from Labrus mixtus (cuckoo wrasse), 2339 nucleotides. RefSeq names its product chemerin chemokine-like receptor 2 (gene cmklr2). Lineage: Eukaryota; Metazoa; Chordata; Actinopteri; Labriformes; Labridae. Gene Ontology annotation, biological process: positive regulation of cytosolic calcium ion concentration; complement receptor mediated signaling pathway; chemotaxis. The coding region runs from base 517 to 1596 and encodes 359 amino acids. Gene Ontology annotation, molecular function: G protein-coupled receptor activity; complement receptor activity. The transcript has 3 exons. Gene Ontology annotation, cellular component: plasma membrane. The record is from RefSeq and is a predicted model, not a curated record.
UAUGAGAAGCAGCCGCAGCCCCUGUGAAUGAAAGCAUUCUUCAUUCCAUGCGGCUGACCAAUAACUUUUCUUCAGUCCGGGUGUUUGACGCGUCAGCGCGGCGCGCCCACCGCACAGCUCCGCCGCCCCUUCACAAACACCAACACAGUUUGACUUGGAUGGACUCGCGGAAAGACUACACACAUGCUGCAGCGACACUUCAGUGAAAAGGAGUUGGGAGUCAAGGCCCGGCAAAAAAACAACGGAGGUACAAAUGCUAAGUUAGCAGCAUCUUUCAUCCGGGAGCUGUCGGGGUUUUCAUCCAAAAACUUCUAAAAGGGAGUGCUGCACUUUUGGGCAUCUCACUGUCCACACUGUUGAUUUGAAUGGAUGUUGACACUAUGUUCCAGACACACCCAGUCAUAACAAGCACUGAAUGAUCGGAGAGAAGGGCAAGACAGGCGACUGGAUCCUUCUGGAGAACAGCCUGGCAUCAAAAACAAACUGAGAUCUUUCACCACAGAGCCACUUGAAACAAUGGGUGACCUUGGCGAGGAGUAUGGAAACUACACCUACGACUAUGACCUGGAGUACGGCGACUUGGAGGAUCUUAAAGUGGAGCACAGGCAGAAGGAAACAAUGCACAUUAUCUCAGUAGUCGUCUACAUUAUCUCCUUUGUGCUCGGACUGAUUGGGAAUGGGACUGUCAUUUGGGUGACGGCGUUUAAAAGCAAAAAGACCGUCAACAGUGUGUGGCUGCUCAACCUGGCCAUAGCAGACUUUGUUUUUGUGCUUUUUCUCCCGUUCUACAUCGAUUACAUCCUGCGAGACUUCCACUGGGACUUUGGUGUAGCCAUGUGUAAGAUUAACUCGUUUGUGUCUGUGAUGAACAUGUAUGCUAGUGUGCUCUUCCUCACUGUGCUCAGCGUAGACAGAUAUGUUUCUCUCGUGCACCUCGACUGGUCCCAGAGGCGCCGCACCAUGGGGAGCGCCUGGGUUGUAUGUGGCUGCAUAUGGAUGCUAGCUGCAGCCUUGAGCUGCCCUGCGUUGAUUUUCCGCGACACAAUGCGCUUACAUGACAAGGUGGUGUGCUUCAACAACUUCCAUGAAAAGGAUGGACACACGGCGGCCAUGAGGCACAUUAUAAUCGUGAUCAUCCGCACCACUGUUGGCUUCCUUUUGCCUUUUACUGCAAUAUGUGUGACAAGCAUACUUCUGACUGUCAAAGUGAAUCAGUCCAGGGGCUCGGUUCGCGUUUCCAGUUUCUCCAAAACCGUGUCAGCUGUAAUCCUGGCCUUCUUUUUAUGCUGGGCACCUUUUCAUACUUUCAGCUUGAUGGAGUUGUCCAUGCAUUCCUCAUUUUACUUACACAACAUACUAAAAGCCGGCUUUCCUCUCGCCACCAGCUUAGGCUUUUUCAACAGCUGUAUUAACCCCCUGCUGUACAUGCUCAUUGGAAAAAAGGUGCGUCAUAUCCUUAAGCGUGCAUGCCUGGACAUUACUAAGAGUUCACUCAGAGAACUCAGCCAAUCAGUCUCCGCCACUGAGAUGGAGUCUGUGCCAGAAGUUCACCAGAACUGGGUGCCAGAGGAGUCUGUGGAGUCAUCAGCUCUAUGAUUACAGCCAUUAUCAGACUGAAGAACAUAAGGCUAAGAGCGGCUGUUACUUAAAUAAAUAAAUGUGGAAUAUUAUCAUAGCUGUUCUUUCCAUCUUAACUGUCAAGGUUUUCCAAUUCUGUGUCCUUUUGACAGACUUAAAACUCUAUUUGGAAAAUCUAUGUUGAACUGUGUACAAUGUACAUACUGAGUUUGUAUCGUCUGUUUUUCCCAUUUCAUAAUCCAGUGACUCUCAGAAAAAGGGCAAGAUACACUUAAAAAAUACUUUCAAGAGAAAAAUAUUUGAUUCUAAGUCUCUGCUCCAGCUUCUCAGCUGUGAUUAAUGCUUACAUUAAGAUUUUACAUUUUCUUUCUUUGGGUGGGCAAUAUUUACUGGACAGAAAAAGGAUUUUGACAAGGUCACCUUGGGCUCUAGAAAUUGUGAUGAGCUUCUUACAAUUUCUGUAAUUUCCUGACCAAGAGAAGUAUCGUUAUCUUAAGCAAUCAUAAAAGCAAUAAACGGUUACAGUUUUGUGACAAAUAUAUUUUAACAAAAGUAUUGUUGUAUUCUUAAGAAAUGGCAUCUUUGGUUCUUGGAGAUGUACUAUGUUGAAUAUAUCUCUUUUAAGUCUAACAUUGUGUUUAUUUUUAUAGACUUGCUGCUAGUCACCUUUGUAUGUAUUGUAUAAGAUUUUAAAACUAGUUGAGAGUUGUAUAAUUUUUUUAUUCUAAUAUAUUCCAAAUAAAUACAUUCUUCUGAACAUC